Ilyonectria robusta is the source of this 1614-nucleotide messenger RNA. Its product is annotated as major facilitator superfamily transporter. The record is from RefSeq and is a predicted model, not a curated record. Gene Ontology annotation, molecular function: transmembrane transporter activity. The transcript is spliced from 3 exons. Gene Ontology annotation, biological process: transmembrane transport. The coding region runs from base 1 to 1614 and encodes 537 amino acids. NCBI's taxonomy places the organism in Eukaryota, Fungi, Ascomycota, Sordariomycetes, Hypocreales, Nectriaceae.
AUGCAACAACGCUCUGAUUCUUCUCGAAGAGACUCCUCGAAUCUGCCUGGAAGUGUCUUCCUUAUCGCUGGAGAUGGACGGAUUCUCCAGCUGCCAAUGCCGAGCAACUCGCCCAGGGAUCCCUUGAGUUGGAGCCCUGCAACGCGGUUCACAACCAUCGGUGUCCUGGUGUUUUUCUCUAUUGUGGCCCUGUUAAACGUUCAGGCAGCUAGCCUGAUUUACGGACCGCUAUCUAAGGAAUUCGAUGAUGAGCUCCCUAAGAUCAGUAAAGGCGUUCCUCUAAAUCUUCUCGUGUCGGCACCAAGCACCCUGUUCCUUGGCCUCGGAGCACUCUUCUGGGUUCCACUCUCCUUGGCACUGGGGCGACGGCCAGUCUUCCUGUUGGCCUGUUUAUUCUUGAUGCUCGGAAGCUUGGUCGCGGCGAUUGCAAACAAGUUCUACCUGCUUCUGGUUGCCACCUGCAUCCAGGGUUUUGCGGCUGGAUUUGCCUUCAGUACUGGGCUGCUUAUGGUUAUUGACUUGACCUUUAUCCACGAACGACUGAUGGCCAUCGCCAAUUACUGGGGUGUGGGUGCUGCAAUUACACUUAUGGCAUUACGGCUCGUCCCAGUCCUGGGAGGGACUCACUGGCGGAACUACUACUGGUUCUCGUUCAUUAUGUCCCUGACUUGCACCAUCCUUGCACUCUUUCUUGUCCCCGAGACAUAUUUUGUCCGACCUGCCAUCGCCUUUGACGGUCGCAUCUUGGUGCAAGAUGGCUCAGAAAAUGUCAAAAUUUACCAAGACUGGGACGAGGUUCCUGGUGGAAAGCCUCUCCCUAGGAUACCCGAGAGCGAUCCGCCGACCUGGCAACUCUUAGCCCAGAGGCUCACAAUCCGCAAAGCAGGCGGGGGCUGGAAGCAGAUGGGCCCAUCCUACAUGCAGGUUCUGCUCUGGCUUUGCAACCCCUUGGCAUUCUGGGUCGCGAUCCUCAAUGCAAUCAACUUCGGCGGGAUGCUCUCCAUCGGCAUGACAUAUCCUAUCGUUAUGGCAUCUUCACCUUACAAUCUGCCCCAAAGCACCAUUGCGCUCGUGAAUCCAGUUGCUGCAAUUGGGGCCAUCUUGGCCAUCCCAGUAACUUGUAUGACAGUCUCUCGUGUAGCAUGUCGCUUGACACGCAAGAAUGGAGGGGUCCGAGACGCCGAACACUAUCUCGUGGCUUUCCUGCUGCCGACUGUAUCUGGAAGUGCCAGUGUCAUCCUCUAUGGUGUUGCGGUGCAUUUCGGAUGGAAUUCUGGCUGGAUUUUCUUCUCAUAUGUGCUCAACGCGUUUUCUUCGGUAGGUCUUGGCGCCGCAGCAACGCUCUGGGUUACUGAGGCGUUCCCUUGUUGGGCUGCCUCUGCGUUGAUCGUUGUGGGCGGAUUUGGCUAUCUUCUGAGUUUCGGGGUGAGCUAUGCCAUCGACCCCUGGGUGCAAGCCCAAGGAUACCUUGGCGCAAAUCUCCAAAUCGGAUGUCUCAUAGCUGCGGUUGGAGGCGUUGCAGUGCCUCUGGUGUUUUGGGGGAAGGAUAUACGGCAGUAUAUCCAUGGCAAGUGGGUACGGUAUGAUGGGGGAAUGCUCCGACCACAAGUAUGA